Staurois parvus is the source of this 308-nucleotide messenger RNA. Lineage: Eukaryota; Metazoa; Chordata; Amphibia; Anura; Ranidae. The record is from the annotation of a GenBank genome assembly.
GGUAUGGGGGUGAUCAGGACACUGGUAUGGGGUAUGGUGGUGAUCAGGACGCUGGUAUGAGGUAUGGCUAUGAUCAGGACACUGGUAUGGGGUUAUGGCGGUGAUCUAGAACGCUGGUAUGGGGUUAUAUGGCGGUGAUCAGGACACUGGUAUGGGGUAUGACGGUUAUCAAAACGCUGGUAUGGGGUAAUAUGGCGGUGAUCAGGAUUGCUGGUAAUGGGGUAUGGUGCCGAUCAGGGCACUGGUAUGGGAGUAUGGCAGUGAUCAGGACACUGCUAUGGGUCUGGCAGGGAUCAGGACGCUGGUAU